GAAGACGCCGUUCGAAACGGACGUGUUUUCAAUGCUCUCCAGUGAAAACGCACCGGCCACAGGCCGGGGAACUGCUGAGGCUUCGGCCAGUACCACCGAAAUGACGACUGAAGAGUACCGGACCGUACUUCCCCGUCUGCCGACAGGUAAUUUGAGUCUUAAUUCUGUCUUUCUACACGGAGAUCUCGCCGUGCGGCCAUACCGAGCAACAGACUUCCGAGACAUCGAAGAAGCACUGGCGCCUUUUGGCACGGUGCGUUCGAUUGUUAGAGAAAAAUGGCGCUGCGCCGGAAUGGAGCAGAUGGAGACGCUAAACAAAGAAGUGACGUUGACCCUUCACGAGGGAAUGAACGCGAGCCAGAUACCGCACCAGCUCACAGUGUUCGGCUGUCGAAGCUUGGUGCUCGUGCCUGGCCGCCCUCCACUGUGUCUACGAUGCUACCGAAUCGGUCACAUUCGUCGCGAGUGUAGGACCCCAAGAUGCGGUGAAUGCCGACGUGAUGGUCAUGCAACAAGUGAGUGCGUCACCACCUAUGCGGACAAGCUCCGACAAGCAAGAAGCCCAGCUGAAGAUGUCGUUUUAGAACACCUAAUGGACAUAAGCGAAGUGGUCGAUGCAACAGGAGAAGUCACCCCUUCCAGCACCACUUCAGGGGUACAGCUGACAGCCCCGCUGCACCCACCACCUGACGUCAACCCUGAGUCGGCGACGAUCACCGCUGAAUCUGAAAAGCCUGAAUCGUUUUUGCAAGACAGCGAAUUCCCUCCUUUAAGUACGACGUCAACGGUUGCUUCACAGGAUUCAUUACAUCGACGAGAGCGCUCGACCACGUCCAGUGGAACAUCUGUCAAACGACCCGCCCCAACAUCGGAAAAAUCGUCUCAGUCUUCUACCACGGAUGUCGCGAUCGGCCACAACAGCGACGAGAGAGGCGACGCCAAACGCAGGCCAGCUGAGGUGUGUGAGCACCAUUACAGUAAGUCCACACGGCCUGCUGACGUAGUGAAGGACGGUGAUGAACUGCCCCCUUAG
Molecule: messenger RNA, 1033 nt
Organism: Ixodes scapularis (black-legged tick)
Lineage: Eukaryota; Metazoa; Arthropoda; Arachnida; Ixodida; Ixodidae
Exons: 2
Coding region: 32-1033 (333 amino acids)
Molecular function (GO): nucleic acid binding; zinc ion binding
Source: RefSeq, a predicted model, not a curated record